Molecule: messenger RNA, 927 nt
Organism: Aspergillus puulaauensis
Lineage: Eukaryota; Fungi; Ascomycota; Eurotiomycetes; Eurotiales; Aspergillaceae
Product: heme-dependent oxidative N-demethylase family protein
Exons: 3
Coding region: 1-927 (308 amino acids)
Source: RefSeq, a predicted model, not a curated record
AUGGGCUUGCGAAGCAUGAAAUGGGACGAGUGGAUCGAACUCGACAACCACUACCUACGCUACCACGCAGACAAAGCCCACCGGAUCCAAGAACGCGGGGAUAAAUGCUGCGCAACCGCACCCGAAGCAUGGGAUGCAGCAAUCGAACUUCUCGAGGAACUCACCUCAUAUCUCCCAGAGCGCUAUCCAACUAUGUUCCAAAAAACCCCAACAGGCCUAACAAACCUCGUCACCUCCGAAACCUUCGACAUCAAGCAACGGCCUCUCCCGGAAGACCCCAUGGCCAUGUGCGCACGGCUCGUCCAAGACGACCUCGCCAUCAUGAUCGAGAAACCCGACGGCGAGUACUACCUACUCGCGGGUGCAAUCCUCCUCGCCGGGUUCUGGCGCCUCUCCGACAAAUACGGCAUGCGGCUAUCCGAAAUCCACACAUCCGGCGACGUGCCAGGGUACAAACAGAAACUCGAAAAGGGGAUGAUGAACUUCUUCCGCCGGUUGAAGCCCGAAGACCCCGUGUUGAGGAAUAACUACUUCAUCCAGGUCGACGACUCCCUGCCCUGGUCACAUAGUAUCGGGUCCGAAGAUGCGCCGUCUGUCUCGUGGAAUACGGCGCAGAAGGAUAAGGCGAUUGAGAACCACUUUUUUCGAUCUGAGAGGCAGUCGCUCAGGCGAUUGCCGAGGUCCGGUGGGGUGGUGUUUACCAUUAGGACUUAUUUUGAGCCGAUUACGACGGUUGUACAGGAGCCUUAUGUGCCCGGGCGCUUGGCGAGUGCGAUUCGGAGCUGGGGUGAUGAUGUGUCCAGGUAUAAGGGGAAGGAGAAGUAUGGGGAUGUGCUGCUAGAGUACUUGGAUCGGAAGCAUGAGGAGCAGGUCGCUGCAGGGUUGGAGGUGGAAAAGGAGGACGAGGUGAGGAGUUAUCCUUUCUAG